This is a messenger RNA of Cynoglossus semilaevis (tongue sole), 7852 nucleotides long. RefSeq names its product integrin, alpha 1 (gene itga1). Gene Ontology annotation, molecular function: integrin binding. Gene Ontology annotation, biological process: cell adhesion mediated by integrin; integrin-mediated signaling pathway; cell-cell adhesion. Lineage: Eukaryota; Metazoa; Chordata; Actinopteri; Pleuronectiformes; Cynoglossidae. Gene Ontology annotation, cellular component: integrin complex; external side of plasma membrane. The record is from RefSeq and is a predicted model, not a curated record. The coding region runs from base 1977 to 5528 and encodes 1183 amino acids. The transcript is spliced from 33 exons.
UUUGCGUUAGGGCAGUGGAUCAGCUGCAGGGAGCCGUGAGAUGAAGAGCUGCAGGUAAACCUGUCUCCUGACGUACCGUACCUCCGACUCAUAACUUCAUGUUUGAGCUAACGACACAAAACGGACCCUGUUAAAAGUCACAACAGUUUCGAUGCGCAGUUUAUUUUCUUUAAAAGAAUAAAACACUUUUAUUACAGAGGUGAAAAUCAUAUUCCCACAGCCACAGAUGAAGCUUCGUUCCAUCAAUAACACGGGUGGUGACUUCAGACUUUUUUAUUCGGUGGCAGCCAUAUAUCUUUCAUCACACACACACACACACACACACUUAGAGCUGGUGAAUGAGCGUGGAUGUACAUCCCUGGUAAAUAGAUUUACUCAGACAGAGGCUGCAGAUCCACAGAGACAGGAGGAGUCAGUUAUUCUAUAUUCCCAGUUUGAUCACCGUGUUUCACGCACAUGUGAACGCUGGGAUAUUAAACUGAAUGGACAUGAAACUGUUUUAAAAAAAAAAUUAUUUCCCAGCGGAAAAUGUGUUUAUAAUUACAUCAAACAUGGACUUUCCAGACUUUUUGUGCUGCGCUGGUCUGUAACAUCUGUGCGGAGGCUGCCAUGUUGGAUCACCACGUUUUGACGACAGCCUCCAGGGGACAGACUAAUAAGCACUAGAUACAGAUGUUUCUAAAUUCAACACAGCUCACCUUUGGCUCCGAUCCUUGAAUGUCUGACGUCUGUCCCAGUCUCAGUCCGCAGGUCUUAUUUUUGUCAAUACCAAUCAGCAGCAGUUGCAGGUCCAUGAAGCAGGAGAAGCUCAUUUAAAGCCCAGAUAUUUAGAAAUAGAAAUCCCACUCUCCAUGAGCAAAUACAAUUAUCACAAGAUACAAAGUUACAUAGGUUAAAUUAAAAAGACUUUCACAGAAGAACCUCAAGCUUUAAAUUCCAUCCACCGUCUCCUGACUAAAAUCCAACAGCUCUGUGAUCGUUAAUACUUCUACAUAUUUUUCCACAUCAAUAAUUCCAUCAUUUGUCAUAAACAACAGCAGAAAUGUGUUUUGUCUUAUUCAGAAAAGAUUAUUUAUCUAGUUAAACCAUGAGAAAAGGAGAUUAAUUUCCAUCAAAUUUGACUGUGAUAAAUUACAUGACGAUUAAUUGUGAUUAAUUAAUACCAAGCUAGCUAGUUUUGCUAGCUUUUGCUAACACUGGUGUUGUUGUCCUAUGUCUGACUUCCAAUCAGCUACGACUUUUACUGAUUUUACUCUUUAUCCCGUUCUUCAUUUUAUUAAUCCUAUUUUUCUUCCUCAUUUAUAUAUGUUUAUAUUUUUUAUUCUUGUUGUUUUUACUCGCGGUCCUGCUAUUUUUUACUUUCCUCCAGCUUUCUUUACCAGUUUGCACUAUUUCCUACUCGUAAUUCUUCAGAUGUUAUUCUUAGUUUUACUCUAAUUCAGUCCAUUCAUCUAGUGUAAGAACUCUUAGUCUUUAUUUAUGUCUUUAUUUUUGUCUAUAAUGUCUAAACACUUGAGGACACUCAGUCUGCUCAACUGUUGAGACAGUGUUCAGUGACGUCACAGCACCGCUGUUACUUGACUGGUAUUUUCCCAUGAACUGACAGAAUCUCACCCCACACCACGGAGCUGAUGAGGUCCGGUGUACAGUGAACUCUCCCAGCCGCCUUCCUCCUCCUCUUACUCCUCCUCCUCCUCCUCCUCCUCCUCCUCCAGCUUACUCUCAGUCUCCUCCGUGUUUCUGUCUGUGCAGAGGCGAACAGUCAAUGGGACAGAGCUCAUCCGCCUCCGGACCGUCGGUGCUGGAGUCUCUUUCAAACUGUGGCCGCUGGGAAUGACGUGUGGACUGUUGUUUGUCAGUGAGCAGAUCUGAAGCUCCGUGAACCUCAGUGUCUCCGUGACAUCAGACACAAGAAGAGAGAGAAGAAAGUCUGUGGAAUUAAGUGAAGCUGCGGAGACUCCUUUUUGCGCGUCAAGAUGCUCGGGCUGAGACGUCACCCUGCAGCGGCGCUGACGCUGGUUAAUGUGCUGUGGACGUGUGUGUUGACCUUCAACGUGGACCAAAAGAACGGCUUGUCAUUCAGCGGCCCGCUGGAGGACAUGUUUGGAUACACUGUCCAGCAGUUUGAGAACAGCGAGGGAAAAUGGGUUCUGAUUGGUUCACCACUGUCAGGUCAGCCUGCCAAACGGACAGGAGACGUCUACAAGUGUCCUGUGGGGAAGAAGGACAACACGUGUGUCAAACUGGAGCUGCCUAAGAACACGACGGUCCCUAACUUACAUGAAGUGAAGGACAAUAUGACCAUGGGAACCACACUGGUGACCAAUCCCAACGGAGGAUUCCUGGCCUGUGGUCCUCAGUACGGCUACAUGUGCGGCCAUCAGCAGUACAUCUCAGGAGUCUGCGCUAACGUCAGCUCUUCCUUCCAGAUCCUCAACUCUGUAGCACCGGGGGUGCAAGUGUGCGCGAAGGAGCUGGAUAUCGUAAUGGUGUUGGAUGGAUCCAACAGUAUCUACCCCUGGAACAGUAUCAUUGAUUUUCUACAGCGUUUCAUUGAGAACAUUGUGAUUGGCCCCAAACUGUCACAGGUGGGAAUCGUGUCCUACGGUGAGACUGUGACCCACAGGGUCAACCUUAGUCAGUUUGACAACACAUUGGAUCUGCUGGAGUUUGUCAAAGACCUUCCUCAGCAGACGGGGUUCAAGACCAUGACCUUCAAGGGCAUUGACACUGCCAGGAAAGAAGCCUUCAUGCCUGAGCGUGGUGCACGACCUGGGGUGAAGAAGGUCAUGGUGAUAGUCACUGACGGUGAGUCACAUGACUUUCACAAUCUGGACAGUGUCAUGAAGGACUGCGAUGACGACGGCAUCGAGAGGUUUGGCAUUGCUGUUUUGGGAGACUACAACCGUCAGAACAAAAGUGCUGAUGAGGUGCAGAAGUUCAUCAAGGAGAUCGAGUCGAUCUCCAGUCCACCUUUGAAGGAUCACUUCUUCAACGUGUCUGAUGAAGUGGCCUUGUUGACUAUUGUUGACGCUCUGGGCAGCAAGAUUUUUGCCCUGGAAGCCACCAAGGGCAACUUCACGACCUCCUUUGAGAUGGAGAUGUCCCAAACUGGGUUCAGUGCUCAUACGUCCAAGGAUGGUGUCAUACUGGGGGCUGUGGGUGCGUAUGAUUGGAACGGCACGGUGGUGAUGUAUACUGGGAAAGAAACUAUUGUUCCAGAGAAUAACCAGUUUUAUGACCCGAAGACUGAAGCUGGAUAUGAAAGGCUGGCUGGAUAUCUAGGUUAUGACGUUCAGUCAGCAUCCACCCCUGACGGAGUCCUGUACAUCGGCGGUGCCCCGCGAUACAACCACACAGGUCGAGUCGUUAUCUAUCGCCUGAACAAAGCCAACAACAUUGUGGUGACACAGAUAAUAAAAGGAGAGCAGAUCGGCUCCUACUUUGGCAGUGUGCUGCAGACCGUGGACGUAGACGGCGACUCCUACACCGACCUCCUCCUGGUCGGAGCUCCCAUGUACAUGGGCUCAGAGAGAGAUGAGCAGGGACAGGUCUAUGUUUAUAGAGCUGAGGGUGGCCACUUUAAACAUGAGUUCACUUUAAAGCCCAUCAACCAGUCCUGCUGCACUUCCCAUUCAGCCACCUGCACUAAUAAAAAUGAACCAUGUGGAGCCCGGUUUGGUACCGCUAUCGCAGCGGUGUCAGAUCUCAACCUGGACGGGUUCAAUGACGUGGCCAUCGGUGCACCACUGGAGAACGACCACCGCGGAGCCGUCUACAUCUAUCACGGAGAUAAGACGUCCCUGAAGGAGAAGUUUGUGCAGCGAAUCCCUGCAGGCGGUGAUGGUAAAAAGGUGAAGUUCUUCGGUCAGUCCAUACAUGGAGUCAUGGAUCUGAAUGGGGAUGGAAUCACCGACGUGACCAUAGGAGGUCUGGGGGGGGCGUCUCUGUUCUGGUCCAGAGACGUCGCAGAACUUCACGCCAACAUGACCUUUGACCCUGUUAAAAUAAACCUGCAGCAGUCUCAGUACCAGUGUGAGCACGGCGGACGGAAAUCUGUGUGUGUGAAGGCCGAGGUGUGCUUCGUCUACAGCAUCAAAUCUGACAAAGCCAACGACGACUCUGACACAGUGAUCCACUACGACCUGAACCUGGAUGCUCUGCGUGCCAAAGCCAGGGCAUCGUUUAUGAACUCAGAUGAUCGCAGGAUUACCAAGAACUUCACCAUCAAAGAAAGAGAGAGAAAGUGCAUCCAGGAGACCUUCAUAAUGUCGGCCCGUCUGGAUUUCCGUGACCCGCUCAUGGUGUCUCUGGAAUUUGGCCUGGCCAAUGAAGACCAAGGCCCCGUCCUGGACGAAAGCCUGCCUCGAUCCAUUAAUAAGACGAUCCAUUUGGUGGACUGUGGCAGUGAUGAGAGGUGCAUCGCUGACCUCUCCCUCAGAGCACAGCCAAGUGUCAGCAGCAUGAUCAUCAGAGCCUCCAAGGACAAGUUCGAUGUGAACAUAAACAUCAGGAACAGCAAAGACAACGCCUACAACACCAAGAUCAUCCUCAGCUUCACACACAACAUCAACUACGUUAAAGUGGAGCCUGAGAAGGACUGCUCUCUGGAUAACUCUAAAGUGGAGUGUGCUGUUGGAUAUCCAUUCCUGGGAAACAAUUUCGAGGAAACGUUCAAAGUGAAAUUUGAGGUCAAUCCCUAUCAUGUUCAAGAGGAAAUCCUGAUCAAUGUCACAGCCACGAGUGACAGUGAAGAGUUGGCGUCGACCCUGAACGAUAACUCAGUGCAGAUUUCCAUCCCUGUAAAGUACGAGGCUGGACUGGUGUUCUCAGUGCGACCUGUGGACGAACACAUCGUGGUAAAGGAAGGUGAGCAGUACGCUCGGGUUUUCAAUGACACCAGGAUGAUUGGAGAAGAAGUCAACAUCAGCUACACGGUGGAGAAGACGAGUGAUGCAGUGACUCCACCCCUGCACCUGACAGUGACCUACCCUCACCUGUCUCCCCGACAGAACAAUCUACUCUACCUCACACAUGUCACCACCAGCCCUCAGGUUUACUGUGAUGCAGCGCGCUGGAUUAACCCUGAUAAAAUUAACCCAAAUAUCGUCAAGCCUGAUCCAAACAAGGAAUCCCUCAGUGUCUUCCUACUGAGCUGUUCUGCAGAAUUGUCCUGUGCGUCGUUCACUUGCUCCAUCCCUGAGGACAAAUUCAGUCAGGUCAAUGUCACGUUCAGAGUGUGGAAACCUACAUUUAUAAAGGGCGAGUUUAGCAGUCUGCACAUGUUAGUGAAUGGAACUCUGGAAGUCAGAGAUAUCAGUCUGUUUGUACUGAACAGCAGCGACAAGACCAGAACUGUGAAGAUCCAGGUUUCUAAAGAGACGUUAGGAGGGAUCCCCAUAUGGGUCAUUAUAGUGAGCAUCCUGAUUGGACUGCUGAUCUUAGCGCUCGUUAUCUUUGCUCUUUGGAAGAUGGGCUUCUUCAAGAGGAAAUCCAGAGACUACACAAAGGAAGAAGUCAUGGACUGAGGUAUCAGGACAGCUCUGUGAGCUCACUGCUGUCAAACCCAUCGACUCACGGCGACACAGGAGGGACGGAGACCCACCAUGGCCUCAGUGCUGGGACACACCAGCUGCCUUCACUGUCUCCCACAAAGGGUUUAACACUGUUUCCAAAGACUCCCAGACUAUUUCAUCAUUCAUCACGUACAUCACUCUCUUAAAAACAACUUUGUGACAGAAUAUUCUCACCUUUGCCAAUUAGUCUUGUAUAUACUGUAUAGCAACAGCUCCAGUGUUGUGUUUCCAUGUAAAUGGCAAUAAGGUUGACUUCCUCCCGUCAGAUUUAAAUGUUGUUGAGGAGGACGAGCCAUAAAGAAGAGGACGCCGGCAUCACUGAUCAGGCAACUCAAGGUCAAAGACAGCAGCUUCACAGAGGUCUCCCAGCUACAACCUGUACAUGUACGCUCCAACUGUAGAGGGAAAAGUACUCAGGUUUUUGUUUUUAGUUCCGCCUCACUUCACCUCCAAAUCUGUGUCGUAACAAUCAUGACGUUCGAAAGAUGUGUUUGCCUCUGAGUUGAUGAUGUGAACUCAGACUCCUGUGUUGAAGAACACUGUGGGUUUUUUUAGCGUUUUGUAUCGUUUUGUUUGAUGGAUUGGUUUUUUUACCAUAUAAUGUGGCACAUUCUUGAUAUUGAGUUUAAAUGACCCUGACCUGAACUGGGGGCGUUACCAAAGUUGUAUGCUUUUGUUUUUUUAACAUUUUAUCUUUUUUUUCUUAAUCUUUUUUUUUUUUUAGAAAAAUAUAUUGUGCCUUUUCUGAUGUUUAUGUUUGUAAUUAAUUUCACCUUUGUCAUUUAAAAAAAUAUAAAAAUCUACACCUUUGAUUGUACUGUAAAUAUGGCUCUGGGCUGAAAAGUGUAAAGCGUAAAAAUGUACAUAAUUGUCUUUGCUUAAAUUUGUGUAAAAUAAGAGAUAUUAUCAGCCAGCCUUAUAAGUAUGUGUGUGUGAGUGUGUUGGUAAUGCCAUACUUGUGGGUACAUUGUUUUGAAAAAAUACUAUUGUAGUGGGGACAUGUUCUUGUGGGGACAUUUCGUACAUUCCCGCUGAGUGAGUGUGUUUUUAGGUUUAAGAUUUAGUUUGAAGUUGGGAUUAGAAUUAGUCUUACUAGAGUCUUUAGGAUUAGACAGAUAUGUGGAAUGGUUAAGAUUAGGAUAAAGGAUGAGGGAAUGUUUUGUGCUUAAAUUUAGUGUUCACAAAACACCAAAGAAAACAAUGUGUGUGUGUAGCUGGUACAGCUGUAUCUGUGAGGACAUUGGUUUAGGAAUAUUGUUUUGGGGCCACUUUGUCCUUGUGGAGACAUUUUGUCCACAUCCACAUUGAGUUAGAGGUUAUUUGAGAUUCAAGAUUUAGUUGGAGUUAGGAUUAGAAUUGGAAUGAGAAACAAGUUAAGGGGAGAGAGAGAGAGAGAGAGAGAGAGAUGAGGAGGUCAGAGGUCAAGGCUCAGGUGCUACAAAGAUUCAAACAGCAUUAAUAUUUGACCUAUGUUACAGAUAAGUAUAAGGUCUGUACAUCACAGUCGCAAAGCUGAUGCAAAUAUGUAAAUAUGGUUCUGUUUUGGGGGGGGGAGAAUAAUUACUGUGUGUGGUUGUAAGUGUACACAGGAGAGUUGGUGUAUUCACUACCAUGGCUUUAAAUCUGAUCACAUUUACUGUGAUUUUAAUCCAGGGACUUUAACCGUUUUGAUUUCAAUUAGUCAAUUUGCAAAACGGAGUUUCCAUGUGGAGCUACAUUUGUGUUACUAUUCACCAGCAAACAGCCCAAGUGUGGUACAAGGUACAUUUCCUGAGUAUAUUUCCUGAUUUUCUGUCUUGGUUUUUGUUGCACAGCUGGACAGUGUGCUGAUGUUGUAUGUUUGAAGAGAAUGGGUUUCUGCAUAGAUUUUUUUCGUCCUCACUAUCGUUUAUUAUCGGUGAAGAAAAGAGCUUGGAUCUCCUCACUAAUCUCCACUGUCAACAUGAAGCACAUGUAUUGUUUGUGUGUACAGAAUGUGUAACUGUUAGCAAUCUGAAGACUGUACAUCAGGCGUAUGCACCAGGGUGAGGUCACCAUUCCCGCUUUGUACACUUGCAUUCAGAUGAAUGAAGUUACUGCUAAUUGUUAGCACUCUUUAGCCUGAGAAGUGUAAAUAAUGCAAGCAAGGCACAAAGUAAGAAGUGUGAGCACCACCUCAGCCUUUACACUGCUGUGAAGUCUUUGUUAUAAUGCACUGGUUUGUCAGACUGUGCGUCCUCAUCAGCACACAAAUUAAAUGAAUCAUAUGUACAAAAAUAAAGACUUUUGAUGGAAAA